Ilyonectria robusta is the source of this 1614-nucleotide messenger RNA. RefSeq names its product L-lysine 6-monooxygenase (NADPH-requiring)-domain-containing protein. The coding region runs from base 1 to 1614 and encodes 537 amino acids. Gene Ontology annotation, biological process: intracellular iron ion homeostasis. The record is from RefSeq and is a predicted model, not a curated record. Lineage: Eukaryota; Fungi; Ascomycota; Sordariomycetes; Hypocreales; Nectriaceae. The transcript is spliced from 2 exons.
AUGACUCCUCACAGCGAGAUUUCCGAGGACGCCGGCAUCCCUGUUCACACCAACGGAGCUUCCAACGGCACCAAUGGCACCGCCCCGGCCCUCUUCAAUGGCAGCAGCAACGGCAUCUCCAACGGUAUCUCUAACGGUACCACCAAGUUCAAUGGCAGCACCACCCCCUCCAACGGCGUCAAGGCCCACAAGGAGCGUUCCAAGUACCUCGAGGCCUCUCCGCUAGACUCUGAGUUUGAUCUCAUCUGCGCCGGUUUCGGCCCCGCCUCCCUCGCCGUGGCCAUUGCCAUGAACGAUGCCAUUGCCAACGGCCAGAAGCUUCGCGCCGACGGCGCUCCCCCCAAGGUGCUUUUCCUCGAGAAGCAGUCUGCCUUCGCAUGGCACGCCGGCAUGCUCCUGUCUGGCGCCAAGAUGCAAAUCUCUUUCAUCAAGGACCUGGCCACCCUCCGCGACCCUCGAUCCGAGUUCACUUUCCUCAACUAUGUCCACCGCAACGGCCGUCUCAUUGACUUCACUAACCUGGACACCUUCCUGCCCGCCCGCGCCGAGUUCGAGGACUACCUUCGCUGGUGCUCUUCUUUCUUCGACCACGUCGUUCAGUACAACAACGAGGUUGUCGCCGUCACCCCCGUCAACAAGGAGGCUGGUGCCGUAAAGACCUUCACCGUCCAGGCCCGCAAUGGCAAGACUGGCCAGCUCCAGUCUUUCCGCACCAAGCAGGUUCUCAUUGCCGCCGGUGGCCAGGCCUCGCUCCCCAAGAGCCUCCCCUCCAAGAACCCCCGCGUCCUCCACUCCUCCCAGUUCGCCACCUACGCCCCCCAGAUCCUCAGUAAGACCGAUGCGCCUUACCGCGUUGCCGUCAUUGGUGCCGGCCAGAGCGCCGCCGAGAUCUUCAACAACGUCCAGUCACUAUACCCCAACUCCAAGACCUCCCUCCUCAUGCGCCAGGAGUUCCUGCGACCUAGUGAUGACUCGCCCUUCGUCAACACCAUCUUCAACCCCGAGUACGUCGACAACAUCUACCCCAGGUCGGCUUCCUCCCGACAGAGCUUCCUGGAUGAGGUCCGCGCCACCAACUACGGUGUUGUGCGCCUGAACCUGAUCGAGCACCUCUACGAGAAGAUGUAUGAGCAGAAGCGCCUGAUUGGCGCCGACGAGACCCAAUGGCCUCAUCGUAUCCUUGCCGGCCGCGAGAUCACCAGCGUCGAGGAGAAGGGUGACAAGAUCGAGAUCCGCGUCCAGAAGAUCCACGACAUCCCCCUGGACGGCUACGUCGAUGCCGCUGACGAGGAGGUUCUCGAGGUUGACCUCGUCGUCGCUGCCACUGGCUACAGGCGCGACGCCCACGUCAACAUCCUCAAGGAUGCCUGGACCAUGCUGCCCAAGACCGUCACCCAGCGCAACGCUACCCAAUUCAGCAAGCCCGUGACCGGCUGGAACGUCGACACGGAGCAGGGCGAGCGCAAGUUGGCUGUCGGCCGAGAUUACAAGGUCAAGUUCCAGCCCGGCUCCGUUGCCGAGGGCUCCGGUGUCUGGCUGCAGGGCUGCUGCGAGGGAACUCACGGGGUAAGCGCACACAUUCCCAUGCAUCAUCAAUUUAGUCAACCGUGCUAA